This is a messenger RNA of Dentiscutata erythropus, 815 nucleotides long. Lineage: Eukaryota; Fungi; Glomeromycota; Glomeromycetes; Diversisporales; Gigasporaceae. The record is from the annotation of a GenBank genome assembly.
AAGGACUGAAAGAAAAUAAGGGGCUGGAUUCAGAGACCGAAUCCAAGGUCAGCAAAAUGAUUGACGUAAAAAAGGCGGAUAAGAGGAAAGUAGAAAAGCUAUUUCCUCUUAUGGAUAUUACAAACGAACAAGAAGUCGUCGUCACCUCCAAAAAGCGCAGGGUUGAUAAUUCGGCUUCGUCAGCUGGACUUCACUCCAUUACUAGAUCUGAGGCUUAUAAAAGUAAGUAUUUAAUUGAAACGCCAUUAAAUAAAGCUUUAGCCGAAGAGGGGGUUCAGAAGUGGUUUAAUGGGCUAAUGGAAGUAGUGAGCUCGUUAUGGGAGUCAGUAGCUGCCAGAGAUACGCAUAAUGUCCUAUAUCUCAACGGUUUGAAGCCUGAUAUUAGUGUCUUCAAUGUAGAAGAUGGGGGUGCUGUUUUCUCGAAGGCAGCUGUUGGAUUAUAUCCGGGUCAUGGUCCAACAUCAACCACUUCGACGGUUCUUUGCGGCCUUCCUAACAGACGGGGAAUGAAUCACGAAGAAGAUCAGCUAAUCCCGAAUUUGCUCAGAUACCUUAAACCUUGGGAAUCGGAAUUUAUUGACUCGACAUGUGUGGGCCGAAUAUACAUUUUAAACGUCAAGAAGCUAAUGCCCAAAAUAGAGAAAGAUCUUGAAGAUUCUUGGGAUCAUGCUUAUGAUAAAGGAUCUGAUAUGAUUCAAGCCUUAGGUGGAGUCGAAGGUAUCUUAGAGCAUACACUCUUUAAAGAAACAUACAUUGUUAUAUGGGAAGGAUUAUUUUUGAAUAAGGCGUCAGGUUUUGAAGAGAAUAUGAGAUAA